AGAAUUGUUUCUUUAUUUCCGGCAUUUGUAAAUUGUUGGGACCUAUCAAAGAUAGAGGAAAAGAGAGAGCAAACCCUAUUAGAAAUCAUGUUCUCAUGGGGCUUCUUUAUCUUCUGUUUGCGAUUUCAACGCUUCACAUGACAGCCUUAGCCACCACUUCUCCGAGUAAUAAUAUUCACACCUACGAAAACUACAUCAAAACAUCUUGCAAUUCAACUACAUACCCAGCACUAUGCUACAAAUCCCUCUCCCCUUACGCCUUCAACAUCAAAGAAAAUCCCCACCAUCUUCGCAAAACCGCCCUCUCCAGAACCCUAAAAGCCGCGCGGAAUGCAUCCUUCACAGUGAAAAGGCUAUCGAGACAGAUGGCCGGAUUGACACCGCGUUUAGAAGCUGCAGUCAUUAAAGACUGCAUCGUGACCAUGGAAAACUCACUCGACGAGCUCAAGCAAUCCCUGAAUGCCAUGAAACAUUUAAACGAAUCGAAUGAGGAAGUGCAGCUGGAGAACAUAAAGACAUGGGUGAGUGCAGCAUUAAUCGAUGAGCAUACGUGCAUGGACGGGUUUGAGGAAGGCGGGUGGGUGAGUGCGGCGGUGAAGAACAAGAUCAGGAACAGUGUAGUGAAAAUUGCUUGGCUGACUAGCAAUGCUUUGUGUCUCAUCAACAACCUCAAACAUUAGUUGAUCAAUGCAUGCAACCCCGGCCGGCCGGCCACUGGCUAGAGCUACUAUUAAUUAAUUUUCUUCUUUCAG
Molecule: messenger RNA, 752 nt
Organism: Carya illinoinensis
Lineage: Eukaryota; Viridiplantae; Streptophyta; Magnoliopsida; Fagales; Juglandaceae
Product: pectinesterase inhibitor 4-like
Exons: 1
Coding region: 96-680 (194 amino acids)
Biological process (GO): negative regulation of catalytic activity
Molecular function (GO): enzyme inhibitor activity
Source: RefSeq, a predicted model, not a curated record